Messenger RNA from Oryzias latipes (Japanese medaka), 2200 nucleotides. RefSeq names its product tyrosine-protein kinase STYK1. The record is from RefSeq and is a predicted model, not a curated record. Gene Ontology annotation, molecular function: transmembrane receptor protein tyrosine kinase activity; ATP binding. Gene Ontology annotation, biological process: protein phosphorylation; multicellular organism development; cell surface receptor protein tyrosine kinase signaling pathway. Gene Ontology annotation, cellular component: signaling receptor complex; plasma membrane. Lineage: Eukaryota; Metazoa; Chordata; Actinopteri; Beloniformes; Adrianichthyidae.
UUUUGACUUCAGAGACGUCUCAAACAUGCUAGAGUCAACAUGAGCCAAUGUGGGCGGGAACUUCUGACAGAGGAGCAUGAUGCAUAAGUAUCGGCUCCACGCAAUCUGAACACGUUACGUCUGAAAUGGCAUUUCUCGGAUCGGUGCUGUGAUUCCAUGGACUACCCGGGUUCAGUCUAACUGCACUACAGGGGCAGAAGACACAAGCAUGACUUCCAACUCAACAGACAGUUUGUGUGCGUCAGACGACAGGCUGUGUAUCACUCUAAAUUAUGAGUUGGAGCUCAUCGUGGUCCCUGCCAUCCUCCUCAUCCUCACCCUCCUCAUCAUCCUGACAGUAUGUUUACUAAAAUUAUGUUCCCGGAAAGAGCGGACCCGAGACAGAGCGCCGCAGUACCUCCAUCAAAACCACCGCCACACAACACACAGACAGUCAAAUACACACAGACGCAACCUGAAAGGAAUCGAUGCACCGCCGGGGCUCAACCCUCUGGAACACGAAGAGGUGCCCAUGACUGUCAAGCAGAAUGUCAAACCAACCCCAGUUCCACAGAAGUCCACACAGAUGCAGCAGGGAGGCUUUGGUCAUGUCACUGCUCUGCCUCUGCGCUUCUGCAUCAAACCCAAUGACACAGUCAGCUUCUUCAGAGCGCGCACGGACAACAAGAACGUGGUCCUUCGGGUGCUCAAAGAAAAUGCAAAUAACAGUGAGAAACAAGACUUUUUGGGGUUUGCUUCCUUCCUGUCUAAUAUGGGACCCCAUCCCUUCAUCCCUGCACUGCUGGGCGUUGUGUCAGUGCAGUCGCCUUUUGUUCUGGUGGUAGAGGAGCUGAAGCACAGGGACCUGCUGGGCUUCCUGUGGAGAUGCAGACAGGACAAUUCUGGCUGUGAGAUGACGGAGAAACAAAUCUUUACCAUGGCGGGACAAGUUGCCUCUGCUCUGGAGUACCUUCACAGCCGGCAGUGCAUCCAUGGUAAUGUUGGAGCUUGCAGUGUUCUGGUGGGUGCAGACAUGACAGCUAAGCUGUGGGGAUUGGGCCCAGCGUACCGCAGAACCCACACCCCCUCAGCAAUGGAAGUGGAGGAGGUGGGUAUGAAGAAAUGGCAAGCACCUGAAGUUCUGGGCAGGAGGGCCCUGAGUCAGAGCAGUGACAUAUGGUCGUUUGGGAUUCUCCUCUAUGAAAUGGUGACACUGGGUGGUCCACCUUUCGCUCAAGUCCCUGUGACAGAACUUCUGCAGUAUCUCCAGAGUGGAAAGUACCUCAAGCAGCCGUCCACCUGCUCCAGCUCUUUGUACUCCAUCAUGAAGUCUUGUGGCCAUUACAGCCCCCAGCGCCGCCUGUCUACAUCCCAGCUGAUUAACGUUCUUCACACGGGAGAGACAUCAGCUGAUGGGAGGAGGCCACUGAGAGUGACAGAACCACUAAACUUUGACAGAUACACGAGGGAGGCGGGACUAAGAGAAGCCGCCGAUUCUGCCUUUUUGUGAUCUGUUGGGAUCAUGUAGGACACUUGUGAAACACUUGAAGGAGCUUUUUUUCUGGUGCUGGUGUUUAACAGGAGGUGUUUGACCACUCCAGGAGAGAGAAGCAAACAACAGAUAAAAGUCUAUUUUUUUAUGGUUCGUUAUUUUGUACUUUUGUUUGCACAACAGGAAAGCUCGAUUCCUCUUUUGAAGUACUGUAACUUUAUAUGUACUAUUUAUUAUCUUUAAAUAUUUGAUCAUUUUUUAGCUUUUCAAGGUCGGAUUCACACAAAAAAAAGCCACCAACGUCAAAAUGUUUCUUUUGUGUAGCUCUGAAUUCCAUAAAAUCAACAUUAUCAAUAAUGCAAUAAGAUUCCAGCUGCAGCGGAUGCACCGCAGGAAAGAGGCUGAUCGACAGGCAAACCUGAAUCGCUGAUGCUUACAUCUUGAUUAUUGAUCUGCAAAUAUUGAUGUCACUCCUGUAGAGUCUGAUUUUGUGGGACUUCAACCCCCCCCUCCUCCAUUCAGACAGCAACUACAGGAGCAGUGGAGCAGGGAGACAACAGGGCCAAGGGGUAAAUUAACAAAACCCCAAACGUUUUUUUUUCCAUAUUUCUGUUGAAGUCAGACUAACUUUAGAGAUUACAGGUGCCAAUUUGAUUAUUUAACAACCCGCCUAUUGUGGUUACUUGAUGAAAUGUCCAAGAUGCAGUAAAUUUUGUGUCACAUUGCACU